Molecule: messenger RNA, 1536 nt
Organism: Electrophorus electricus (electric eel)
Lineage: Eukaryota; Metazoa; Chordata; Actinopteri; Gymnotiformes; Gymnotidae
Source: RefSeq, a predicted model, not a curated record
ACCAGCCAGGUAAUAAGUGUGGGGUUGUAUUAGCUGCAUACGUGCUCUGAGAAGUGAUACACGGGAUUUAGGAAGACCGAGAGACCCUUCCCUGGCUUUUGUGUGCUGUGCUCCUGCACUGAGGAUGUGUGUAUGUGAGGUUUCUAAAAUCCUGAGCCCACUCCUGCUCUACAGCGCCGCCCUGCUGUUCGUGGUGUUGUAUUCACUGGCAGACCAGCUCCACAGUUUCGUGUGUGGUGUCUUCAUUCCACAGUACCACUACCCAUAUAUAGUGCCCCUUGCUCUCAUGCAGGUCCUGGUGCACGUUCUGGCCCUGCUGGGUGUGCACGCGGUGGGCCUGAUUCAUCUGGAGCCUUUCUCCCUGCCGCUGGCUGAGAGACUGCUGCUCCCGGCCGUGUGCGGCAGCACUCAGUCAGUCCUUGCCCUAUGGGCGGAGUCAGAGGCCCACUCGGGCCUGUACCCCCUAACCGCCCGGCUCCUCCCCCUCCUCAGCCUGGCCUGGGGCCACCCGCUGGGACUGGGCACGCCCCGCUACUUCCACCUCACCUGCCUGCUGAUGGCGGUCACUUUCACCUCCAUGAGCGUCUCAGUGCGUGAAGGUCUGCACACUGUCGAGAUCCAGGAGUGUGUGUACUCUCCCCUAAGCCUGUUGCUGCACAGCCUGUCCCUCACAUGGCUCUCAAAGGUUGCUCGAGCCGAGCAAGGCCACACUUCGACCUUCGACCUCUACUACACCCUGACGGUGACUCAGAGCCUGUUACUAGCGUUGCUGUGCUUGCUGCACCCCCAUAGCCUGCCGGCGAUCGCCCAGGGCAGCUGGCACAGUCUGCUGUUUCUGGGCUACCUGCUGGCCCUGCUGCUGCUGGGUGCGCUGCAGCGCCUCCUGGUGGACAUCACCGUGCUGCGCAUCUCAGCUCUCGCCGCGGCACUACUGCACUCUGCCAGAGGACUCGCGGUGCCGCUUUACAACCUGCUCUAGAUCGGCCAAUCGGGAAAAGGCACUCGGCCGGAAGCGUCCAAUCACAGACCGGCGCGAAGAGCAAAGCGUAUGAAUAGCUGCUUGUGGAAUCAGAAAUCACUGUGGUAUUGUUUUCAAAAACAACACAUUUCAAAACACUAUUUUUACUUCCACAUGAAUUUUAUGCAGCAUUUUAUCUGGUCUUUUCCCCCCAACGUUCCCCGAAACAGUAACAAAACCAUCUGAAACUGCUCCCGUCUCCUCUCAUCUCCUCUAACGUGGAUUACACGUGUGGAUUUUUAAGUGAGCAAGCAGGUGCCAACGUUCUUUUUCCAGACAGAUUAAUCUGAUUUGGGACGUGCUGUCUGAACACAGGAAACCUAAAAGCUUAGAGACAUGAACAUGUGUCACGGACGGUCAAACACUAAAGCACAAAUGAUUGACCGAGUGUGUGAGGAAUCCCUGCGCAUUUAUUACACCACCAGCCGCAGGCUGGUUUAUAACUAAGGGCAGGACACUUAGAAAUGUGCUCUUUUUUCUUUCCUGUCCAAUCUGUGAUACUUUCUAACACCUGGAUU